This is a messenger RNA of Hevea brasiliensis (rubber tree), 2024 nucleotides long. Its product is annotated as probable beta-1,3-galactosyltransferase 2. Gene Ontology annotation, molecular function: hexosyltransferase activity. The transcript is spliced from 10 exons. The record is from RefSeq and is a predicted model, not a curated record. The coding region runs from base 459 to 1607 and encodes 382 amino acids. Gene Ontology annotation, cellular component: Golgi membrane. NCBI's taxonomy places the organism in Eukaryota, Viridiplantae, Streptophyta, Magnoliopsida, Malpighiales, Euphorbiaceae.
AGUGUGUAUUGAACUGCAGUGAACCCAAAGUCCCAAACAAUUUCACCUGCUCCACCACCAGCCAUCCAUGAAACUGUCAACUUAUUUUUUUUGAACCGAAACUGUUAAUGUUAUUAGUUCAACUCCUAAACAUAAAACUGAUACAUUUAUGGUGGGUAUUGAGAAACAUUUGCCUGUAAGGACGGUUAAGUAAUUUUGGGCGUAUUAAGAUUGGCAGUUGGUUGGUGGGUCUUUUCACUAUGCGCCUCGCUCUCUCUCUCUCUCUCUCUCUCUCUCUCUUACCCUUGCGGAGGGAGAGAGCGUGUGUAUGUGUCUCAAACAGACACUGUAUAAUUGUUUUCUGGUCUAAACAUUCUGGUUCUGGAUUUGUCUGAUUAGUUUCUUUCUUGUUAAUUAUUUUUUAUUGUUUUUGUACUUUAAAUUGUUAGUGAAAGCUAAGUGAAUAAAAAGGAGAAAAAAUGUCUCUGAAGAGUAGAGUCGGAGGAGAGAUUGCUGGAAGGAAUGUGAUGCCAAGAAAAUGGACUCUUUUCCUUUGCCUUGGCAGCUUUUUUGCUGGAAUGUUCUUCACUAACAGGAUGUGGACAGUGCCAGAACGAUUGAAUUUAGAAACUGGGGAUUGCAAUCUGAAGCAGGUUGGAACUCUUAAAUACAGCAAUCUAAAGCAAAUUUCAAAAACUGAGUAUGCAAUCCAGACACUGGAUAAUGAAAUUUCAACUUUAGAGAAGCAAUUGGCAGCUGCUAAGGCAGAGCAUCAAUCUUUGUCAAAUGACACCCCAUCUGUAAACUCAAAAAGAAAAUACUUUAUGAUUAUAGGAAUCAAUACAGCUUUUAGCAGUCGGAAGCGAAGAGAUUCAGUUCGUGCAACUUGGAUGCCACAAGGUGAGAAAAGAAAGAAAUUGGAGGAGAAGGGAAUAAUCAUUCGCUUUGUCAUAGGUCACAGUUCAACAGCUGGUGGCAUUCUUGACAAAGCUAUUGAAGCAGAGGAAAUGGCACAUGGAGAUUUCUUGAGACUGGAACAUGUUGAGGGUUACCUGGAAUUAUCAGCUAAGACGAAGGCCUUUUUUACUACUGCUAUUGAUUUAUGGGAUGCAGAGUUUUAUGUCAAAGUUGACGAUGAUGUUCAUUUGAAUUUAGCAACGCUUGGGAUGGCUCUAGCUGGGCACCGUAUGAAACCACGGGUUUAUAUAGGCUGCAUGAAGUCAGGCCCCGUGAUUGCUAGAAAAGGAGUGAGAUAUCAUGAACCAGAGUAUUGGAAAUUUGGAGAGGUAGGAAACAAGUAUUUCCGUCAUGCUACAGGACAACUAUAUGCCAUAUCAAAGGAUUUGGCAACCUACAUAUCAAUAAACCAGCAUGUGCUGCACAAAUAUGCAAAUGAAGAUGUUUCACUGGGAUCUUGGUUUAUUGGUUUAGAUGUGGAGCAUGUGGAUGAUAGGAGACUAUGUUGUGGUACACCACCAGAUUGUGAGUGGAAGGCUCAGCUAGGAAACAUCUGCGCUGCUUCAUUUGAUUGGAGAUGUAGUGGGAUUUGCAAGUCUGUUGAGAGGAUCAUGGAAGUUCACAAGCGCUGUGGUGAAGAUGAGAAUGCUUUGUGGAGUGCAAGGUUCUGACAGAUAUCAGCAACUGUUCUUCCAAACUCAGGAAGGAUGAGUUGAGAAAGUUGCCACAUAACUGUACUUCUGUCAUCUAUGCCUACAUUGGGAGAGAGAGUGUAUGUAAUACUAAAUUAUAGAAUCAUAUAGAGGAAAAAAAGAAGAAGAAGAAGAGAGCCUCAAUUUUGGCUGUGGAUACCAACCCCAGAUUCAUUUGUGUAAGAAGGAACGAAAAGAGGCUAGCCAUAACGAUCAUUCUUUGAAUGGUUGGGGGGCCAAAUUGUUGGUCCUCUGCCUUGGCCAGUGAGAAGAAUAAUAAGCUGUAAAUCUUUAUAGGCGGCUUUUUUUCUGCCAGUUGCUUCAUAAAUGAUUAUAGUAUGCAAAAAUCUUUCAUCUAUUCUUUUUUAAUCAUGAUUGCCUUCACUUUUUAUUGGA